GGCGGGGCCGCGAGCGGGCUGGGCGGCGUGGCGGAGCUGGCUGGGCGCCCCCGGCCAAGGUGCGAGCGAACCGCGGCGGGCUCGGGCGCGGAGCGGGGGCGCGCGGCGCGGAGCAGCCCAGCCCAGCGCAGCCGGGCCCGGAGCCUCGCGGGUGGACACGAGCCGGCGGGCGGCGGCGGCGGGGGUGGUUCUCAGCUCGGCCGGUGCAGGGCCUCCGACCGACCGCGGCCGAGCGGGGCCUGGGCGCGGGCGCCGGGGAAGCCCGCCGCGGCGGGCGCAGGAGGAAGCGGCGGCGGCGCGUCCCGAGCCGUGCGCGCCAUGUCGGGCGGGCCCCCCAAGGGCCUGCCGUCCACCGGGCCCCACUCCCUGCUCGACAUGCCGCACCCGCUGGCCGGCUCCAGCAGCGAGGAGGCCGUGGGCGGCGACAGCACGCCCAGCCCGGACCUGCUGAUGGCCCGCAGCUUCGGCGACAAGGAUCUCAUUUUGCCCAACGGUGGUACUCCGGCAGGUACUUCGAGUCCAGCUUCCUCAUCUUCCCUUCUCAACCGACUUCAGCUUGAUGAUGACAUUGAUGGUGAGACCAGAGAUCUCUUUGUCACAGUUGAUGACCCCAAGAAGCAUGUCUGUACCAUGGAGACCUACAUUACGUAUAGGAUCACCACCAAAAGUACGCGGGUAGAGUUUGACCUGCCAGAAUAUUCUGUUCGUCGAAGAUACCAGGAUUUUGACUGGCUGAGGAACAAACUGGAGGAAUCCCAGCCGACUCAUCUCAUUCCCCCGCUUCCUGAGAAGUUUGUGGUGAAGGGUGUUGUAGAUCGUUUUUCAGAAGAGUUUGUGGAGACCAGAAGAAAAGCUUUGGAUAAAUUCCUAAAAAGAAUUACAGAUCAUCCUGUGCUCUCUUUCAAUGAACACUUUAAUGUUUUCCUUACUGCUAAGGACCUGAACGCCUACAAGAGGCAGGGGAUGGCAUUGCUGUCUAGAGUGGGCGAGUCCGUCAAGCACGUCACCGGAGGCUACAAGCUGAGGAGUCGACCUCUGGAGUUUGCAGCCAUAGGCGACUACUUAGAUACCUUUGCACUCAAACUGGGAACCAUUGAUCGAAUAGCCCAGCGGAUCAUCAAAGAAGAAAUAGAGUACCUUGUAGAGCUGAGAGAAUACGGGCCUGUGUACUCCACGUGGAGUGCAUUAGAAGGGGAGCUAGCUGAGCCCCUGGAGGGCGUCUCAGCUUGCAUUGGCAACUGCUCGACGGCCUUGGAAGAGCUAACGGAUGACAUGACAGAAGACUUUCUACCUGUGCUCAGGGAAUAUAUUUUAUACUCUGACUCUAUGAAGAGCGUACUGAAGAAGAGGGACCAAGUGCAAGCAGAGUACGAAGCCAAACUAGAAGCUGUGGCCCUGAGGAAGGAAGACCGCCCCAAGGUGCCGGCAGAUGUUGAGAAAUGUCAGGAUCGGAUGGAGUGUUUCAACGCUGAUCUGAAAGCCGACAUGGAGCGGUGGCAGAGCAACAAGAGGCAGGACUUCCGGCAGCUGCUCAUGGGAAUGGCCGACAAGAACAUCCAAUACUACGAGAAGUGCCUCAUGGCAUGGGAGUCGAUUAUUCCACUGCUACAGGAGAAACCAGAGGCCAAUGCAUAAACCAGGAACCUGAUUUUUCGUCAGCCCACCCAAUAGGUGGUUAGCUUUCUGCUUUAAGCAUGUCUGGCCUCCCUACAGUCGCCCGGAUGAGAGCGUGCACAGAGCUAUCUGCGUUAGGAAAGGUGGAGGAAAGGCCUUUGUCACGGGGAGUUUGAUCGUUGUUUCUUAAUCGUAUGUUUGAAUUGCAUUCUGGGUCUGGCUGUCUAACCCUUUCUAUGUGGCAGAAAAAUAUGUUCUUCAGGCAGUUUUUACUACUAUAGAUAGCCUGUAAAUAAGUACUUUGGGGAAAAAAUAACAAACCAGUAAGAUAUUUGUCUUAUAUAGAAACAUUCUGUGUUGUUUAGCACUUGAAAAUCAACAAAUCCAGACUUUUAAAAUUGCCACAGACUGUUGAAAGCCUAACUCUACUUUUUGAGAAUUGUCAACACCUACUAAUAUGCCUUAUUCUUCAACUAGUGUGUUUUAGAUUCUGGAUAGAAAGAAUUUUUUAGAAACGUAAUCAGUUGUUCAGCUUAAAUGCUCGAGGUCUAACAUAGCCAGUCCUCAGCCCUCUUAAAGAAAUAUGAAAGUGAGGUUCAUAAUUAGGGCUGCCUUUUGGGAAGAGAAAGCUAAGUAUUGCUAUUGCCAAAUGAUAUUUUUGAUAAUGUAAGGAAACACAGGGACCACUGAACCGUUUGUGUGUGUGUGUGUGUGUGUGUGUUAAAGUGUGAAAGAUUAACUUAGUGCCUUUUGGCACACUCUUGAUUGUAGAGGAUAUAUGGUAUCAGCAUUGACAAAUCACGUAGAUACAGAGAACUCUAGAUUAUGACAAUAUUAAUAGUGUACCCAGAUUCUGCGGAACAGUUUUUUAAAAGAUAACUGGGGGCGGGGUGGGGGGCUCAGAGCAGCGUGUGUCAGAUAGAAAUUCUUCACAGGUUGAAAUGCCAAAAACCUAAAACCCAUUGAUACUUUAGUCCAUUUUAAUAGAGCUUUUACUAUUAAAACCAGUGACGGAGUAUUGCAACAUGCACGUCCCUGGCAAUGCCACCCCCUCACCAGGUGAUUCUGGGCUUCCUGCAUGCCAGGUCAGAGCAGGUCACACCUGUCCCCACCCCUGAGUAACAGGUUGUUCACAGUCUCAGACCAACCCUUCAGUCUCGAUGGUACCGGAAGGAGAAAAGGGGGGUGGCUUUUUUCCGCAGGGUGGGAACGGGGAGGGGAAAGCAGAUUGCCAACAAGAUGAGAAUCUGUAUGAUAAAAAGACACCUGUGUCGGCUGGGCCUUCGUCAGACAACAAACCAGCAGCUGUUAGCAGUCAGCACCACCACCUGGACACCCCUGAGGUCUGGUCCUGUCCCAUAGGCACCCCCGACCAUUGUACUUCCGUGUGCCUGAUUCCUCGAUGUCCGCGCAUUGGGAAUGCAUUGAGAGAUGAUGUACAUCUGAUAUAUUUCCAUAAAAUAAACUGCCAGCAACCUUUCUAACUUGUAUUUUAACUGUUGAAAAAGAGAUUCAAAACUUUUGCUUAGGUCAUGUCCAAAGUGUGGACUGUAUUUCUUAUUUUUAGAGGUCAUUCUUCACAUUUAAAAUUUUAGAAGAACCCCUCCCUCCGCCCAAGGUAUUGAUGAAGUCCUCCCUCCGUGUAAAUGUGUUCUCUUCUCUCCAUGCUGCCAAUAAGCCAAAUCAAAAGCUGUGAAAAAAAAAAAAAAAUGUGCUCAAGAAUGUGUGUGGACGAGAAAGUGAUUUAUUCCCAGGUCAAAGUCUCUGUUUCAUGAAGCUACCAAACUUUAAAAAGAAUGUCACCUUUUUUUCUUUCUUUGUUAUGGAACCCAGAGAUUGUAAAAAGAAAAAAGUUUUGUUGCAUUUUUUGAUGCUGGCACGAGGUUUUUGUCCACUUUUUUUCAUAUAUCUGUGUAUAAAAAAACUCUGUCCAUUGUUUACUAUGAAAUUAGUAUUACAUUUUGAGGUAAACAAAAGAAUUUGUAUUGCUUGUUAACUAUUAGCUUGUAAAUUUAAAAGGUUUCUUUACCUCAAUUAACUUAAAGUAAUGGACCAAUAAACCUACGAAUGAUGCUUUCUUUA
Molecule: messenger RNA, 3696 nt
Organism: Neofelis nebulosa (Clouded leopard)
Lineage: Eukaryota; Metazoa; Chordata; Mammalia; Carnivora; Felidae
Gene: SNX30
Product: sorting nexin family member 30
Exons: 10
Coding region: 319-1635 (438 amino acids)
Cellular component (GO): cytoplasm
Molecular function (GO): protein binding; phosphatidylinositol binding
Source: RefSeq, a predicted model, not a curated record